AUGCAGCUCCACCCGCGCACCAGCACGCCCUCCGCCUCGACGGUCCUCCGCGACUUUCUCAACCAGGCAAAAUGCACCUGCUGCACGGUGCGCGUGGUGGAGCUGACCAAGCAGCGCGCCGUCGUGGAGUGGGGCUCCGUUCCAUACUUCACGGCGCGGGGCAAACGGGCCGAGUUUGUCUAUUAUACGGCCGAACGCGUCGCCGACGUCCGGCCGGAUCUUCUUCGGACCUGGGCGGCGGGACGUCCGGGAGCAGGAGCGGGAGAGACGGCUGAGUGGAUCCGCGACCGACUCCGCGAUAGCUGGCUCGUCGAGCAACUCGCGUACUGGGUCGAGUUUCUCGAGGAGUGGAAAUCCUAUCGCGAGUGGUAUGUGUACAAGCCCGAGUUGUUUGAGGGCAAGGAGCCGGACGUGCUUAGUCCUGGCUGCGAGGGCUGCGUGAAGCCGCAUUGGCCCGGCGGGCUGCGGCGACGGGCGUCUUCUUGCGCUUGA
Messenger RNA from Colletotrichum acutatum, 492 nucleotides. RefSeq lists its product as uncharacterized. The record is from RefSeq and is a predicted model, not a curated record. The transcript is spliced from 2 exons. Lineage: Eukaryota; Fungi; Ascomycota; Sordariomycetes; Glomerellales; Glomerellaceae. Bases 1 to 492 code for a protein of 163 amino acids.